AUGGCGCCCUUCUUCGGAAAGUUAAGAGGCAAUACGGGAACCGGAACUCAAGCUUCCACCUCUUCCUCGGUCAAGAAAUAUGUUCUCCCCGCACCGAUGACGCCCCUGGAGAAGAUGCUGCAAGAUGCGGGCCCGUUGCGGAAUGAUGGCAGUGACAAAUUUUUCGGGAUGGAAAACCAUCCGUGUGCUGACGUAAGAGGUAUUGCAAUUCUAUUCUUCAAUGUCUUUACUACCUUAGUCGCUUUUCGAGAAUCCGUUAUCAACUACCCAAGACGCUCCCCCAUAGAAACACUCAACGAAUCCCUCGCCAAAAAUUUACACUACCCAGACCCAAACGCACCAAUGGAGGAUAAACAAGAUGCUAAACAAAAGGCAACCGGUAAUCCUUCCGUCAAGGGUGGCGUAGUCCCCCCUGCGCAACAGCCGCCUAAACCGGAGGAUAAGGACUCACCGGAAUACAAGAAAAAAGUUGCGAUGCAUAGACUUCCAAUCUUAGAAACAAGAGACAAUGCCAUGAGCUAUGGGAUGCAAGAAUCGCUCUUUACGUCUCUGAAAGAUAUUUUCGAGGCUAUAGUUGCCACUCAGGAGAGGAUGGGCGUCAUCCGUCCUUACAGCUUCCUCGAAGUGUUACGACGAGAACAUGAAAUGUUCAGAACAGCGAUGCACCAGGACGCGCAUGAAUUUCUUAAUCUACUACUAAACGAAGUGGUUGCCAAUGUGGAAGCAGAAGCCGAACGUUCACUACCUCCAGAAAUAGACCAGCAGUCGGAGAGUGAUUUGUCGGUCGAUCUUGAUCAGCAUUCGUCAGUAACGUCAUGUUUACGAAAGUUUUCGGAGGAGGAGAUGCUCUGUGAACGCAAUAAAUUUCAUUGUGACAAUUGCGGGGGCCUGCAAGAAGCUGAAAAGCGGAUGAAGAUUAAACGAUUGCCGCGCAUCUUAGCUCUUCACUUGAAGCGCUUUAAAUACACUGAGGAUUUACAAAGACUCCAGAAGCUAUUCCAUAGAGUGGUGUAUCCCUAUUACCUUCGAUUAUUUAAUACUACCGAUGACACCGAAGAUCCUGAUCGUCUCUACGAGCUUUAUGCCGUCGUUGUCCACAUUGGUGGUGGUCCUUAUCACGGCCACUACGUUGCUAUUAUAAAAACAGAGGACAGGGGUUGGCUCCUUUUCGACGACGAAAUGGUGGAACCAGUUGACAAGAAUUACGUCCGUAAUUUCUUGGAGACCGCCCUGGGUUGGCGUGCGCGUACGUGCUCUUCUAUCAAGAAACAACUUUUGAAGCCAUGCAAAGGGAACAGGAAAAAGAAGAAUGCGACGCCUAGUCUCCCACCUCUCCCACACCUUCCUCAGACCCCUGUGAUGCCCAGCUCGACCAACCUAAAUUCUAAAAAGAGCGACAUUAUCUUCAAAAAAGAACGCGCAAAGGAAGAGAAGGAACGGAAAACUGCAGAGAAGGAGAAGGAGAAGGCACAGAAGCAAAAACGAAAGGAAUUGGAGGCUAAACUGAAGGAGGAAAUUAAGCGCCAAGACGCCGAACUCAAGACGGCUUUGGAACUUAGUAAAGCUUCUAAGGCAGAGGAGGACCGCCGUAUUGCAACUCCUCGCAACGGUAAGGAGAACGGCCAACCCGGAGGAACGGCAGGAGGUCUUGGUCGGUUCAAACUAGGCAGUAGGAGUUUGAGCUAUGGCAUAUUAGAUUCUAGAGAUAAAGAGAAGGGUCCAAAAUCAUCGACAGAGCCGCCGCCAAUACCCGUACUCCCAAUGUCCCUACCGCUCCCAUCCGCCGCUGCAGACCCCAAGAGCCCAGUCGCAGAGAGCAAUCUUAGCAACAAUUGGCCUUUGAAGGAUGAAGUAUAUUCCAAUCCGCCAGUCGACUCUACCUCCCGUAGCCAAAACGAAAACCCGAAACCACGACCAAACCCAUCAAACUUUUUCAAUAAUAUGAAGAUACGACCACGAGAAGUCUCCAACAGCAUCAACCAUACCAGUCGGCAUACCAAUUCCAAUCACAAUCACAAUCAUGUUCGCAGUUACGAUAUCAACCACGAUCAAAAUAAGAAGCAAACACACAAUGGCAACGGUCACGAAAAUAACGGAAACUCAGUGAAGCAUGCAACACCCAAACGCAGCCGGGUUCAGUCUACGAAGGAAAUCGUUCAGCGUAACAUAGUUUGGGUACUUCAUAUUACUUUCGCUCUGCGCUUUGUAGCAAUCAACCAUGGUCAUCCUUGCCACAUGUGA
Molecule: messenger RNA, 2241 nt
Organism: Histoplasma mississippiense
Lineage: Eukaryota; Fungi; Ascomycota; Eurotiomycetes; Onygenales; Ajellomycetaceae
Exons: 5
Coding region: 1-2241 (746 amino acids)
Biological process (GO): protein deubiquitination
Cellular component (GO): nucleus; cytosol
Molecular function (GO): cysteine-type deubiquitinase activity; cysteine-type endopeptidase activity
Source: RefSeq, a predicted model, not a curated record